Molecule: messenger RNA, 1893 nt
Organism: Botrytis porri
Lineage: Eukaryota; Fungi; Ascomycota; Leotiomycetes; Helotiales; Sclerotiniaceae
Exons: 7
Coding region: 144-1697 (517 amino acids)
Biological process (GO): ATP metabolic process; proton transmembrane transport
Cellular component (GO): proton-transporting V-type ATPase, V1 domain
Molecular function (GO): proton-transporting ATPase activity, rotational mechanism; ATP binding
Source: RefSeq, a predicted model, not a curated record
GCUCUCCAACCUCUCAAACAAACCAAGCUCGUCAUCUACGAAACCAACGAGCAUAACCAUCGCUGGAGCUUCUUAUGAGCGGAAGCAUAUCUCUUUAAUUUCUCUUUUCACAACUCGAAUAAAUCGCACGCCAAAUCGCCACAAUGGGAGAUCCAAGAGAGUCGUCGUCGUACAGUGUUACGCCUCGAAUCAGGUAUAACACUAUCGGUGGUAUCAAUGGUCCCUUGGUUAUUUUGGAGAAUGUCAAAUUCCCAAGAUACAAUGAGAUUGUUAGCUUGACGCUACCUGAUGGCACGCAGAGGUCAGGACAAGUGUUGGAAGCUAGAGGUGAUCGAGCAGUUGUCCAAGUUUUCGAGGGCACUCACGGUAUCGAUGUGAAGAAGUCUACUGUCGAAUUCACAGGACACAGUCUGAAACUCGGUGUUUCGGAGGACAUGUUGGGUCGAAUCUUCGAUGGAUCUGGAAGAGCGAUUGAUAAGGGACCAAAGGUGUUGGCGGAAGAUUAUUUGGACAUUAACGGAAGUCCUAUCAACCCAUAUUCAAGAGUUUACCCCGAAGAAAUGAUUUCAACUGGUAUCUCUGCUAUCGAUACAAUGAACUCCAUUGCUCGUGGACAAAAGAUCCCUAUUUUCUCUGCUGCUGGUUUACCACAUAACGAAAUCGCGGCUCAAAUUUGUAGACAAGCUGGUUUGGUUCAGAAACAAGGUGUCACAAACAAAGGCACACAUGAUGGACAUGAGGAGAACUUCUCCAUUGUUUUCGCAGCUAUGGGUGUCAACUUGGAAACUGCACGUUUCUUCACCCGGGAUUUCGAAGAGAACGGAAGUCUUGAGCGUGUCACUCUCUUCUUGAAUUUGGCUAACGAUCCUACGAUUGAACGUAUCAUUACUCCUCGUCUUGCCCUUACCACCGCCGAAUACUACGCCUACCAAUUGGAGAAGCAUUGUUUGGUUAUUCUUACUGAUUUGACCGCAUACUGUGAUGCCCUUCGUGAGGUUUCAGCUGCUCGUGAAGAAGUACCCGGUCGUCGUGGAUACCCAGGUUACAUGUACACGGAUUUGUCCACCAUCUAUGAACGUGCCGGCCGUGUCCAAGGUCGAAACGGAUCCAUUACUCAAAUUCCUAUCUUGACUAUGCCUAACGACGAUAUUACUCACCCAAUUCCCGAUUUGACUGGUUAUAUUACUGAGGGACAAAUUUUCAUCGAUCGUCAAUUGCACAACCGUGGUAUUUACCCACCUAUCAACGUUUUGCCAUCGCUCUCGCGUCUUAUGAAGUCUGCCAUCGGAGAGAAGCUCACUAGAAAGGAUCAUGGUGAUGUUUCUAACCAGUUGUACGCUAAAUAUGCCAUUGGUCGUGACGCAGCAUCAAUGAAGGCUGUUGUUGGUGAAGAGGCCUUGUCUUCAGAAGAUAAACUAUCUUUGGAGUUUUUGGAGAAGUUCGAACGUACUUUCAUUUCACAAUCUGCCUACGAAUCCAGAACCAUCUAUGAAUCUCUCGAUCAAGCAUGGAGUUUACUCCGCAUUUACCCCAAGGAAUUGCUCAACCGUAUCCCACAAAAGGUUUUGGCUGAGUUUUACCAACGAUCUGCAACUGACCGUAAGGGCAAGGGACGUGCUGGCAACAAGGACACGAAGGACAACAGUGAGGAAAGAAAGGCGAAGGAUGCGCAAGAGGAGAAUUUGAUUGAUGCAUGAGCAUAAACAUGCUGGGUGGUGAUGCGUAGUGGAGAGUUAGUUCUAGAAGUGUGUAGGAGCGUGUUUAGUCUUGUCAAAUAUAUCUCUCGGGAAUCCUUUGCUUUGAAUGGAGCGCGCUUGUGUAAAUAUUAUGAAGAAUGGUAAUCGAAGCGGUGGAUUACAAGGAAUCUUUGAAACAAGAGUCCAUUUUGCUAUG